Messenger RNA from Penicillium diatomitis, 555 nucleotides. RefSeq lists its product as uncharacterized. The transcript is spliced from 2 exons. Bases 1 to 555 code for a protein of 184 amino acids. The record is from RefSeq and is a predicted model, not a curated record. NCBI's taxonomy places the organism in Eukaryota, Fungi, Ascomycota, Eurotiomycetes, Eurotiales, Aspergillaceae.
AUGUUCCACAGUUUUCUUCGUCGCGCGCAAGGCCCUGCGCGUGGCAUCCUACGUUUCCCGAAUCGUCGUGCUUUCUCAUACGUGUCAACGCACCAAACUUUUCCAGCUAGCCUAUAUCGAUUUCAGAUACACCGCGACUCAAAGCUGUACGACAGAGCCGUUGAACAAGAUGACUGGGAGUAUGAGGACGGAGUUGAAAUCUCUGCAGACGGCUUGGUACAUCCGAAUAUUACAGCUGAUUGUACGCGAAAGCAAAUUCACAUUUUUCGCCUGCUAACUUUUUCAGUUUCUAACGGCGCAUUAUUUAUGCCGAACACGCACUUUAUGCAAGAGAUCACACGAAGGUCGUUUGAUAACUACUUAGAUAACGUGGAAAGUGGUCAACACACUGCCGAACCUCAUUAUUUGUGCAUACCUAAAGGCCAAGGCCUGAACAAAAUGUUGACUCAGUUUUAUCUCCACUAUAGACGUGUUUUUAACCCAGACGAUUGGCUUGGUAGACACCCCUACCAUGAAGCAUCUUUUGAUGAUCAGGAAGAGUGGAUGAACACAUAA